Molecule: messenger RNA, 513 nt
Organism: Acanthocheilonema viteae
Lineage: Eukaryota; Metazoa; Nematoda; Chromadorea; Rhabditida; Onchocercidae
Source: the annotation of a GenBank genome assembly
AUGACGACAUUUGUUUAUGCUUGUAGUCCGGUGCCUGGUGGUGGCGGUGGUGGUGAUAGUGGCGGUGGUGAUGGUGGUGGUGGCGAUAGUGCUGGUGGUGACAAAGGUGAUGGCGGUACCACUCCUGCAUCUACUACCAAAAAAGAAGAAAAAAGGAGAAAGAGAAGUGCUGAUUUGGCAGAAUCGGAAAAAUGUCAAGGUGUUGAGUUGGAUAUAAUCACGAAUGAAGAUAACACACCGCAAGAAACAUUCAACAAUGUUGAGAAGCUUGAAUCAAAGAUUAAAUCUUUGGGUCAGGAAUUAAAUUACAAUAAUACAAUGGAUAAUAUGGAACUUGAAUCAGCAGGAGGUGACAUGUUGAAAUUAAUAUAUAAAGUGGAUUCUGAAUGCAAUGCAGUGCGCCAUGUUAUGCUUGAUGCACUGACUAAAAUAGAAAUGAUUCAAAUGAUAGCGACGAAGUGCAACUGCUAUCCUUCGUUUGUUUUGUACAAGAAAGAUUUUAAACAAAAUUAA